Messenger RNA from Salvelinus fontinalis (brook trout), 2114 nucleotides. RefSeq names its product fizzy/cell division cycle 20 related 1b (gene fzr1b). The record is from RefSeq and is a predicted model, not a curated record. Bases 56 to 1516 code for a protein of 486 amino acids. Gene Ontology annotation, biological process: anaphase-promoting complex-dependent catabolic process; positive regulation of anaphase-promoting complex-dependent catabolic process; positive regulation of ubiquitin protein ligase activity. Gene Ontology annotation, molecular function: anaphase-promoting complex binding; protein binding; ubiquitin ligase activator activity. Lineage: Eukaryota; Metazoa; Chordata; Actinopteri; Salmoniformes; Salmonidae. Gene Ontology annotation, cellular component: anaphase-promoting complex. The transcript is spliced from 12 exons.
GGCGGGGGGGGGGGGGACUGGACAGAGUUGCUGGUAGUGGUGGUGCUCUUGUAAAAUGGACCAGGAAUAUGAGAGAAGGCUGCUGAAGCAAAUCAACCAUCAGAACCUACCAGAGGGCCAGCUGGCUAAGUCUGGAGGUGCGACCUGCAGUCCUCUCAGUGUCAAAUCUGGGGACCGAUUCAUUCCUACCCGUGCUGGAAGCAACUGGUGUAUCAACUUCCACUAUGCCAAUGAGAACUGUCAAUCUCCUAACCAGAACCACAGGUCGAAGGAUGCUGGGUCAGACACGGGGAAAGACACUGUGGCAUAUGCUGCCCUGCUGAGGAACGAGUUGCUGGGGGCGGGGAUAGAGAGCGUUCCAGACCUCCACACUGAGGACCGCCGCCACACCGUCUUCUCCCAGGACACACACAGCCUCUUCAGGUACACAGUCCACACUAAGAGAGUGCCUUUCGACAGUGGCAAUGAAGUCUCACCAUACUCGCUCUCCCCACUCAGCAACAAGAGUCACAAGCUCCUUCGUUCCCCUCGGAAGCCAGCCCGUAAGAUCUCCAAGAUCCCCUUCAAAGUGCUCGACGCCCCUGAGCUGCAGGAUGACUUCUACCUCAACCUGGUAGACUGGUCCGCUGGCAACCUGCUGUCUGUGGGCCUGGGGGCCUGUGUGUACCUGUGGAGCGCCUGCACCAGCCAGGUGACAAGACUGUGUGACCUGUCAGUGGAUGGGGACUCUGUGACAUCAGUGUGUUGGAAUGAAAGGGGGAGCCUCGUUGCUGUGGGAACCCAUAAGGGCUAUGUUCAGAUCUGGGACGCAGCCGGAGGGAGAAAGCUGACCAGUCUGGAAGGCCACUCGGCUCGCGUCGGAGCACUGGCGUGGAAUGGAGAACAGCUGUCUUCAGGCAGCAGGGACCGUGUGAUCCUCCAGAGGGACGUCCGCACCCCUCCAUCUGCUGAGAGGAGGCUCCAGGGCCACAGGCAGGAGGUGUGUGGCCUCAAGUGGUCCCCUGAUCACCAGCACCUGGCCUCUGGGGGCAACGACAACAAGCUGCUGGUGUGGAACAGCUCCAGCCUGCUCCCGAUGCAGCAGUACAGUGACCACCUGGCUGCAGUGAAGGCCAUCGCCUGGUCACCCCACCAGCACGGGCUGCUGGUGUCUGGAGGAGGCACGGCUGACCGCUGCCUACGCUUCUGGAACACCUUGACAGGCCAGCCCCUGCAGAGCACUGACACAGGCUCCCAGGUCUGCAACCUGGCCUGGUCCAAGCACGCCAAUGAGCUGGUGAGCACCCAUGGCUACUCUCAGAACCAGAUCCUGGUGUGGAAGUACCCAUCUCUGAACCAGGUGGCCAAGCUGACGGGACACUCCUACAGAGUUCUCUACCUGGCUGUGUCACCAGACGGAGAGGCCAUUGUGACGGGGGCGGGAGACGAGACUCUGCGUUUCUGGAAUGUUUUCAGUAAGACACGCUGCACCAAGGAGUCCAAGUCGGUGUUGAAUCUCUUUACCAGGAUACGAUAGUGAAAUGGGAGGAGGACUAAAGUAGAGGGGGUCGGGGAGACAUCACCUUGAACCCCGCAUAAACCCCCCUUUACCAUUCUACUAACCAUCACUACGAACAAACUCCUCACCUCUCAAUUCCACUUUUUUUUUUUACAGAGGACAGCUCCAACCACCACCAGCCUGCGAGCAGCUGUCCCACUAAAGUGAUGUCAUUGAUUAAAAACGAACACAGCCUUAGAGUGAGGGGCUUGUUGUCUCUGUACAACGUCUGUCCUAUAUUUCUGUCGUGGAUGUCCUGAGAUGUUUUAGAAUUAUCAUUAGGGCCAGCAGUUAUUCUUUUUUUAUCUGACCAUGUGACCUGACCAGGGCCCGGAGUUUCUACUGGUCAGGUCACGUGUUCAGGAAAAAAGUCCUGUCUUUAGACAUAUACCUCCACUAAUAUAAUAUCUAAAAUAGUUGAAUAUAUAAAAUCCUCUCAUCACGGUGUAUCGUUUCUCAGCAUUUCCUACAUGAGAGAGAGGCCUGGGGGACUUUCUAUAUUUUGAUAAUAUGUAUCUGAACUACCAUAGAAUCCAACAGAAUGUCAUGAUAAUAAACGAGUACACCAAUACAGUCA